Molecule: messenger RNA, 819 nt
Organism: Wyeomyia smithii (pitcher-plant mosquito)
Lineage: Eukaryota; Metazoa; Arthropoda; Insecta; Diptera; Culicidae
Exons: 1
Coding region: 17-790 (257 amino acids)
Cellular component (GO): extracellular region
Molecular function (GO): chitin binding
Source: RefSeq, a predicted model, not a curated record
AUCGAAACCGAACGCAAUGGCUAAACUGUAUCACUUGUUCGCAGUUUUCUGUGUUAGUAUUCUUCUCGCCCUGGGCCAGGAUUUAAGUUGUAUUGAUCCGGGAUGUAGUACAGAGGAAGACCGCGCCAUACUGUGGCCCUUCGAGGAUCCCAAUUUCUUCCUCCAAUGCGAGGAAUCACCGUGGGAGCUUGUGAGAAGACCCUGCAUGGACAAGCUGCUGUUCGACUUCCAGCGCCAAGAAUGUGUUGAUCCCUACAAGUGGGAACCGCCAUGCCCAGGAGAGGAGCUUCUACCGCAAUGUCCGCGGGUAGUGUGUAGAACGCCGCACGAUCAGCGCAGAUUGUGGCCUCACGAAGAUCCCAGCAAUUUUCUGCAGUGUGUUCCGGCUCCCCGAGGUGGCAUGGAAGCUCUCACGAGAGAGUGCAACGCGGGUACGUUGUUCAGCUGGACUCUCCAGCGGUGCCUGGAAGCCGAACUGUGGGAACGGGAUUGUACUUUCGAGGAUACAACCACCGAAACUACGGAAGAGACAACGGAGGAAACCACAGAGGGAACAACCACUCCUGGGACUACGGCCGAACCAGAGCGAGGUAUUUGUCCAGUACCUAUCUGCGCAGUUCAGGAUCCUAGGCUUUAUCCGCAUACGGAUUGGACAUUAUACUAUGCGUGUAUUCCGGAUGUUAACGGAUUCUGGGUACCACUUGAGAGGCCAUGCGGUGCCGGAACCUUUUUCCACUUUGGGCGCCAGUUGUGUGUUUUCAUGGUGGACUGGGAAGAUUUUUGCCUUUAGAAAAUAAAAACUGUUUGUCAAGCAUUUUA